Messenger RNA from Eimeria acervulina, 2634 nucleotides. RefSeq names its product kazal-type serine protease inhibitor domain-containing protein, putative. The coding region runs from base 1 to 2634 and encodes 877 amino acids. Gene Ontology annotation, molecular function: collagen binding; protein binding; extracellular matrix binding. Gene Ontology annotation, biological process: anatomical structure development. The transcript is spliced from 2 exons. The record is from RefSeq and is a predicted model, not a curated record. NCBI's taxonomy places the organism in Eukaryota, Apicomplexa, Conoidasida, Eucoccidiorida, Eimeriidae.
AUGGAGGUGAGAAAUGUACGUGGAAACUUAGCAAAGACAAACUCUGUAUCUUCCCACUACACGAUGGAGUUCAGUGGCUCGGUCUUCUCUUAUAAGCAGUUCAACGCCACAGGUAACUCAACAGCACCUGAUGCUACUUCAGCGGCAACUGAAGCAGCAGCAGGCGCACAAGGUGCAGCCUCAGCACCCGCAGCAGCAGCAGCUGCAGCAGCAGCAGCUGCGACAUUAACAGACACACAGAGAAAAGAGCACCCUGCCUGCUGCCGUGGCAGCAAAUACAAACUCCCCACAGUCGAUACAAGUUCAUCAACAACCACAGGUGCAGCGGCAGCAGCAGCAGCAGCACAGGCGCCUGUAGUGAGGGCCCGCCGUUGGUUGAAGGCAUGCGCAAUCUUUGCUGCUGCAGUGCUGUUCCUGUGUCUCCAAGGCAGCAGAGGUGCUGCUGCAGCACUUGGUGCUGCAGCAGCACCAAUCUCUCAAGGGCAUACAUCACAGCACCAGCAGCACUUUUACCAAAGGCGAAUGAACAGAAGACUGCAGUCGCUACCUUCGGCCGCUGUGCAGCAGCGACAGCAGCAGGACGGCUUCCAGCAACAGCAGCUGCUGCACCAGCAGCAACUCCUCCAACAGCAGCAAUUGCAGCAGCAGCAGCUGCAGCAGCAGCAACUAUUUCAGCGGCAGCAGCAAGACCAGAGCUUCCCCUUGGGGAUAGGCCAGCAACAAGUGAACCCUCAGGUGCGACCGCAGUGGCAGCAGCAGAUGCUUCAGCAGCAGCUGCUUCAGCAGCAGUUGCAGCAGCAGCAGCAGCUGCAGCAGCAGCAGCAGCUACUGCAGCAACAGGCGUUGCAGCAGCAGCCACAGGGGUUGACUGCUCUCCAGCAGCAGCAGCUACAGCAGCUUCUUCAACAGCAACAGCAGCAGCAGCAGCAACUGCAGCAGCAGCGACUGCACCUGCAACAGCAGCAGCCAACGACUCCGUGGGACCAACAACAGUGGCAGCGGCUGGAGCAGCAGCAGCAGCUACAGCAGCAGCAGCUGCAGCGGCUGCAGCAGCAGCAGCAGCUGCUUCAGCAGCAAGCAUGGCAGCAGCAGCAGCAGCAGAUGCAACUGCCGAACCAGCCGCCGUAUCGUGCACCUGCUGUUGCUGCUGCUACACCUGCCGCAGCAGCACCUCUUUCUCCUGCUGCUGCUGUCUUAGUUAACAGCCUUCGCGGUGUUUUAGGCGACUUGAGCAGUAGCAGCAGCCCCCUUUCUGUGGAGCAGUUAACGUCUCUGGUGCUGCAGCAUCUUCCACUGCAGCAGCAGCGGCAGAUAUACCUCCAGCUGCAGCAGAUGCUUGCCCCCGAUCAGGCGCAGCAACAGCAGCAACAGCAGCGGCAGCAGCAGCCGCUUCUGCAGCAACUGCAGCAACUGAAGCAACCGCUACUGACAGCGCAGGAGGCGACAGACCUCAGCAAAGCUACCGCCUUGAUGUCUGCUGCUGCUGCAGCAGCAGCAGAGGAAGAAGCCAUUGUUGGGCAAAGUGUAGACGCAUGCAUCCCCCCACACUGCCGAGACACCCCAAAGAGAGGCCCUGCUGUCUGCGGCACCGAUGGGAAGACAUAUGAAAGCCGCUGCGCCUUGAUUGAAGAGGCCUGCAAACGCAGCAGCAGCAACAACAACAACAGCAGCAGCGGGGGCGGCGGGGGCGCUAUGAGGCUGGCUGUGCAGCACGAAGGCGCUUGUGGGCAACAGCACCACCAACACCACCGACAACAGCAAGUGCAGCUGCAGCAGCAAAUGCAGCAAACGCAGCAGCAGCAGCAGCAGCAGCAGCACGUUCAACAACCCCCUCCGCAGCAACAAGGACCUCGAAUUAGGGAAAUCGCUCUAUCCCGCGGCUCCAACUCCCCCGCUGCUGCCCCCACGGUGCUGCCUGCCCUUCAGCAGCAGCAGCCCCAGCAGCUGCAGCCACAGCAGCUGCAGCCACAGCAGCUGCAACCACAGCAGGUGCAGCCACAGCAGCUGCAGCCACAGCAGCUGCAGCCACAGCAGCUUCAGCCACAGCAGCAGCUGCUACGUCAGGGACCGCAGCAGUCGCAGCAGCAUCUGCUGCUGCAUCAGCAACCGCAACAACCGCAGCAGCAGGCGCAGCAGGAACAGCAGCAGCAGAAGCAGCAGAAGCGUUGCAGCGCCAGCGGCUCGGGCACUGACACCACAAAAACAGUAUCACCAACAACAGCAGCAGCAGCAACAACAACAACAGCAGCAACAACAACGACAACAACUGCCCUCUCUGAAACUCCCUCACCCACAUUCCAAACAAGCACAGUGCAACCCCCUGCAGUAGCAGCAGCAGCAGCAACUGCUGCUGCUGCUGCUGCUGCUGCUUUUGGGAUGGCCUACAGCGGCCACACCAGUAGAUGGUGCAUUCCAAUCGCAGUUGCUGCUGCUGCUGCUGCUGCUGUUGCUGGCCUUCUAAUUGCUGCUGCUGCAGAAACUAACCCGAAGGCAGAAGCAGAGGCGGAACGACAGAAGCAGCAUCAGCUGCAUCUGCAGCAGGUGCAGCAACGGCAGCAACAGGCAGCAACAGUAGCUGCUGCUGCUACUGCUGCUACUGCUGCUACUGCUGCUGCUGCAGUUGAUGCACUCUAA